Mucor mucedo is the source of this 2578-nucleotide messenger RNA. Its product is annotated as Dolichyl-phosphate-mannose-protein mannosyltransferase-domain-containing protein. Lineage: Eukaryota; Fungi; Mucoromycota; Mucoromycetes; Mucorales; Mucoraceae. The record is from RefSeq and is a predicted model, not a curated record. Gene Ontology annotation, cellular component: membrane; endoplasmic reticulum. Bases 307 to 2541 code for a protein of 744 amino acids. The transcript has 7 exons. Gene Ontology annotation, molecular function: dolichyl-phosphate-mannose-protein mannosyltransferase activity. Gene Ontology annotation, biological process: protein O-linked glycosylation via mannose.
CCACGUGCAAUAAGGGCUUCUUUAUUGCGAAUAAACCGGGCAUUACUAAACAAGAGUUAGUGUGUCUUUUUUCCUCCGCCAUUGAGUUCUCUGUAAAUGUUUAAUCAAAGCAUGAAUAAGCAUAUACUUCCUACCACGGCUACACAGAGCCAAGCCGUGGAUCUGUCACCUUUCAAUAUGAAAAAAAGGUUCCUCUGAACCGGCCAUUCAAAAAUAAAAAUAAAUAUCAAUUUAAUAAAUAACAACGCACGUUCUUUUCUUUCCCUUUUCUUUUUUCUCAUCCACGAAAAAAAAAGAAAAACGCGGAUGGCCACCAUGAAACGAAGACAUAUUCCCCUGUCUGAAAAGCAAGCGGAAUAUGUUAUGGAAGAUCAACAGGACGCAUUAAAGCAAAAGACACAAAAAUACCAACCAGCCGUCGUCUAUUCUUCAAACAAGAACAUUGCAUUUUUACAAAAGAACCAACACACAAUCAUUACCAUCGUCUUGACUCUGAUAUCCUUUUGGACUCGAUUUAGAAAGAUUACACUCAGUAAUGCUGUGGUCUGGGAUGAGGCACAUUUUGGAAAGUUUGGAUCUCAUUAUUUAAAUCAUGACUUUUAUUUUGAUGUGCAUCCACCUCUUGGUAAAAUACUAGUGGGUUUGUCAGGCUGGAUCGGUGGUUAUAAUGGAUCUUUCAAUUUUGAUUCAGGUGCUACUUACCCUGAGGAUGUCAAUUAUGCCUGCAUGCGUAUCUUUAACGCGUUCUUUGGCGCCAUGAUGGUUCCCGUUGCCUACCUCACUGCUGUUCAAUUGAAAAUGUCUUUAAAAGCAUCCAUUUUGGCUGCCACCAUGGUCUUACUCGAUAAUGCCUAUCUUACCAUCAGUAGAUUCAUCUUGUUAGAUUCCAUGCUUCUUUUCUUUACCUGUACUUCUCUCUAUACUUUGACCACUUUCCACAAUUUACGUAACCAAUCAUUUUCUACCGAAUGGUGGACUUGGCUUUGUUUGACCGGUGUUUCAUUGGGCUGUGUAUUAAGUGUGAAAUGGGUCGGAUUAUUUGCUGUGGCUGUUGUAGGUGUAUAUACGAUCGAGGAUCUUUGGGAAAUGUGGGGUGAUUUACAGAUCCCCAAGAAGACCUAUAUUCAACAUUGGAUUGCGCGUAUUAUUGGUUUAAUCGUUAUUCCUGCAGUCAUUUACCUUACUAGUUUUGUGUUACAUUUUGCGCUCUUGUACAAGAGUGGCCCUGGGGAUGCUCAAAUGAGUUCGCUUUUCCAAGCUAAUUUGGAAGGAAAUUCCAUGACCGAGAAUCCACUUGAAAUUGCAUAUGACUCAAAACUUACAUUCAAAAAUGCUGGUUAUGGUGGCGGAUUACUUCACUCUCAUGUCCAAACUUACCCUGAAGGAUCCAAGCAACAACAAGUCACUUGUUAUCAUCACAAGGAUGAUAAUAACCAUUGGACUAUUCGUCCUCCUAGAACCUAUGAUUCCAGCUUAUACGAAAACCCUGAGGACGAAAGUUUCAUUCGAUUCGUCAAGGACGGUGAUAUAAUUCGUCUUCAACAUACUUCCACUGGCCGUAAUUUGCACAGUCACCCCGUCGCAGCACCUGUCACAACGGGACAAUGGGAAGUGAGUUGCUAUGGUAAUGAAACUGUGGGAGAUGUGCAAGAUAACUGGAAAGUGGAGAUUGUGGAUGAUUUUGUGUAUCACGAUAAGGAAAGAGUUCGAUCCUUGACCACACGAUUCCGUCUUCGUCAUGAAAAGAUGGGAUGUCUUUUAACAGCGGAUAAUGGUGUAUUACCUCAAUGGGGUUUUAAACAAACCGAAGUGUAUUGCGAUAAGAACAAUAACACAGAUGAUCCUCAUGCUAUGUGGAAUGUGGAACAACACUGGAAUGAAAAAUUACCUGCUGCUCCUGCCAAUUCUUACAAGUCUCAUUUCCUUCGUGAUUUCCUGACGCUUAAUAUUGCUAUGUGGACCUCUAAUAAUGCAUUGACACCGGAUCCCGAUAAAUAUGAUAUUCUUUCCUCUGGCCCCAGUGAAUGGCCUUUUGUGUCUGUGGGACUUCGUAUGUGUGGAUGGGGAGAUAACGAUGUCAAGUAUUAUCUUUUGGGCAACCCAAUUGUGUGGUGGUUAUCCAUCACAUCUAUUUUUGUCUUUGUUGGUGCUACAGCCUUUUAUUUAAUUCGUAUGCAAAGAAAGAUUUAUGAUCUUUCGAACGCUCAAUGGGACCAUUUCUUUUAUGCAGGCAAGACCUUGUUCCUUGGCUGGUUCUUCCAUUAUAUCCCGUUCUUCAUUAUGGGUCGUGUCACCUACUUGCAUCAUUACUUCCCAGCACUUUAUUUCAGCAUCAUCAUGGUUCCAUUUUUAAUGGACCAUUUCACUCGCAACAGUUCCAAAUUAGUACAAUACGCUGUAUUUGUACCUGUUUAUUUGGCUGUCAUUGCCACUUUCAUUCAUUUCGCUCCUGUUUCUUUUGGUUUAGAAGGUCCCAUUUCCAACUACUCUUCACUUGUAUGGAGAAAGAGUUGGAAUCUUAUUCAAGAGCAUAAUACCUAAUUAAAUAAAGAAAAAAAAAAAAAGAAGAUAAAAAAAA